Alternaria rosae is the source of this 946-nucleotide messenger RNA. Its product is annotated as ETC complex I subunit conserved region-domain-containing protein. The record is from RefSeq and is a predicted model, not a curated record. The transcript has 3 exons. The coding region runs from base 14 to 868 and encodes 284 amino acids. NCBI's taxonomy places the organism in Eukaryota, Fungi, Ascomycota, Dothideomycetes, Pleosporales, Pleosporaceae. Gene Ontology annotation, biological process: respiratory electron transport chain.
UUGUCCCUGAGCCAUGGGACGCUUACUAGCCAGGGAUCGCCGCUCCGGCUGCAUAUCGCUUGGCGGGCGCAUCUUCGUCCUGACGGCAUCACCACUGAAGCACCAAUUGCGCCCCCGCCCCACCUCGCACACUCCCGCCAACAUGAGGGCAGCUGCACGUCUCCUCGCCAGCGUCAAGCCCGGCCAGUUCCUCGAGGCCGGCACGCCGACAGGUCUCACAGGCCUGCUCACCCACCCGUCGCCGCGCUCCACCCUCCUCUACCACUACCACUCCACCCUCGACAAGCUCAAGAAGAUUCCCGAAUCCUCCGUAUACCGCCAAUCGACCGAGGCCCUCACUAAGCACCGUCUUGCCGUCAUCGAGCAGGCUACACCGGCGGGAUGGGACGAGUGGCAGCAAAAGGUCGCGCAGCAAGUUAGCGAGGACCCGACAAGAUAUCAGGCCAUCGACACAUCAGGCGGACAGACCAUUGUACUCCCAACCCAGCACGAGGUGGAUGAGCGGUCAAAGGCUGCUGAGUGGGACGGUGAGGCCGUGGAGACCUUCCCCGAGGGCAUUCGGUCGUCGAAAGAGCGCUUGCCCCAUGCCAGGAAGAUGAAGGGCGAUGUCAACUACACGCCCGAGCGGGCAGUCGCCGACGUCAAGUUCGACCCUGAACCGCAAUACACCGCCGAAGCUAUCUCGGAACUUGAGAGCAGAAUUGGCGCAGGAUUGAUUGAAGAAGUCAUCCAGGUCGCCGAGGGCGAACACAAGCUUGUAGACGUCAUGGUCGAGGCCAAGGUUUGGGAGCCACUCGAGGAGCCGGCGCCAGAAGGCCAAUGGUCUUACUUCGAGCGUAUGACACACACAAAGACCCAGAAGCCAUAGAGCCACGUGUUUCGACCGACAACAUAGAUAGUAGAAGAAGAAACAUCACAUUUUGUAGUUGAAGUUACAACAGCCUUU